AACAGUUCUCGUGGUCAGCGACUCGCCUCCUCCUCCUCGGACGACCACCAGUCUCUGGUCCCCUACUGCUUCAGGAACAGCGUCACGAGUCCAGAGCAGCUACACUACUCUAUCGGCAAGACCAUCGGCUCUGGGACCUACGCCAAAGUCAAGGCAGCGUGGAGUCCAUACGAGCGGAAAAUGAUCGCCAUCAAGAUACUGGAGAAACGAGGAGCCUCACAGGAAGUUCUGGACAAGUUCCUGCCUCGAGAGAUGGCCGUCGUCCGUCGUCUGAACCACCCGAGCAUCCUCCGAGUCUUCCACGUGGUGGAGACUCCGCGAGAGGUCUACUUCAUGCUGGAAAUGGCCGAGAACGGCGACCUCCUGGACUACAUCAACUGGCGCAGGUUCCUCCCCGAGCCCGAGGCCCGCUACGUCCUCCGUGGAGUGGCUGCCGGCGUGUCUCACUGCCACAGCAAGAACAUCGUGCACAGAGACCUCAAGUGUGAGAACAUCAUGAUCACCAGAGAAAUGAGAGUCAAGAUCGGAGAUUUUGGGUUUUCUCGACUGGUAGGAAGAGGAGAGAGUCCAGUCACCACUCCUUGUGGCUCCUACUCUUAUGCUGCACCAGAACUGCUCUCUUCAAGACCUGGAGAUACCUACGACGGCAAGAAAAGUGACAUUUGGAGCAUAAACUCUACAACCAAGCAUCGUUUUGGAGCUUGUAAGUUAUUGAGCAUUGUAGCUAUAUAACAUCUCAGAAGUCUGUUUGGACAAUGGGCUGUAUUCUGUUUGCCAUGGUGUGUGGCUCUCUUCCGUAUGGUGACGACACUCGAGUUGUGCAGAUGAUUCAAAAGCCACUCCACUUCCCAAAACCCCUCACUACAGAGUGCAAGCAUCUGCUGAGAUCAGGAAUGCUCAACACAGACAGUGAGAGGCGAUACGACAUCACAGAGCUCCGUCUCUCUCUCUGGAUGAGGGCACCAGCCGUACCCCUCACUCCCUACUCCACCACCAAGAUAUCAGCAGAG
Geodia barretti is the source of this 1010-nucleotide messenger RNA. Lineage: Eukaryota; Metazoa; Porifera; Demospongiae; Tetractinellida; Geodiidae. The record is from the annotation of a GenBank genome assembly.